GUGUUUGGGUCUUUUCUUGGUGAAAAUUUUCUCUCACUUUAAACAUUAGCUUCAAGUGAAAGAACCAGAUCUCCACCAUUGACUCUGGUCUUAGUUGAUUUUAGCAAGACAUUUCUACUGAAUGAGGCUGAGGGGAAAUGAGAUUUUGCAAGUUAAACUGCAAAAUUCAACUUAUGCCAUUCGAUAGACUGAAGUUUGGGCAGCAAAUGUGAAAGGCAGAUUUUUGGCAGAAAGAGUGAGUUGAGGGGGAGAAGAAGUUGACAAUUUUAAUAAAGAUUGAACAGGCAGGGAAUGGAUAGCGGCACACCAGCGGAAGGACAUGAGUGUGAUAACCAGGGUUCAUGGAUUCCAGCAACCCCUUUCCGGCCCAUUCAGCCGAAAUCUCCGGCUGGUUAUGUAAACCAGCAGGAGCAAGAAAAAUGGUUGGGGUCAGAUUGCUAUACUUGUGGUUGUAUUCAGGGACCUCAAGCAUAUAAGGAUGAUGCAGAUAUUAAUAAAUGUGUUCAUACCUGGAACACGACUUCAGCUGCGGGCAUCUUGGGUAACCACAACAACGCUGAAGCAUGCAGAAAGUUUCCGUUGGACGCUAUGGAUGGAUGGAAAAAUGUGCCCUGUACAGAUCUUUUAGCUCUUGCGAAUGCAGCCUCAGUGUAUAGCAGCUUGGCAGUGGGGGAUAGUGGCAAUUCUAAUCGAGAAAUGUCCAAGUAUGAACUUUCAAUUCCUCGCCAGCAUUCCUAUGAUCUAAAUUUCUGUCCGGGAACAAUGCCAAAUGCAAUCUCCGGAAGGGCAGUCUCCGAGUUUACUCCCAUUACACCAGACAAAGCCAAGAGAGGGAAUAGCAACCAGGUUUCUCAAUUACAAAACUCACCUACAGAUGACAGAACAAACCCAGAAAGAGAUGCACAGAAUAAUGAAGUUGCUGCUGAAAGAGAACCCAACAGUAUCUGGUGCAAUAAAGAACUCUUCCAGCCUCAUACAGAUACAUCAGUUGCAGCUGCUUCCACACAGUUACAGGAGAAUCACAACCCUGACAAGCAAGAAAGUCAUGGUAUUGACCUGAACAAAACACCCCAGCUUAAACCGAGGAGGAAAAAGCACAGGCCAAAGGUGGCCAAAGAAGACAAACUUAAAACUCCAAAAUCAGCAAUCAGAAAGCCUGCUGGUUCUGGUAAGCGGAAGUAUGAGCGAAAGAAGGGAACGAACAAAGAUCCAACAUGCUCCCCAUCACAGGCAGCUGGAGAAUUUAUUGAUCCAAAGACACUAGAGCCUUCCAAGGAAUCAUGCAGAAAGACCUUAAACUUUGACAAUGAAGGGCAAACUAGAGAGGAAAACUCUACUUGCAAGUCCUCUGAUUUAGUUUCAGAAUCGGGGACAAAGGACAUCCUUGAAAGAGGAAUUCAAUCAAAAUCAUCCUUACAGCUCGAUGAAGGCUCUGAAGUGACAACUCUAAAGCCAGUGACACCAAAGCCUGCUGGGUCUAAAACAAAUCCAAAAGUUAAGAGGAAGUAUGUGCGGAGAAAGGGACUUAACAAAGACUCAACAUCUUCUCCAGAUGAAGCAGUAGCGGGAAACUACAUUGAUCCAAAACCACCUGAACCUACCAAUGAAUCAUGUAGAAUUUCUGAUGCAGGACAGUCUAGAGAUGAACACUCCAAGUCAAUUUGUUUCGGUUCAGUUUCAGAGUCACUGGGAAAUGAAUUCGGUAAAUCAGAAUUGAUCGUGGACCUCAGCAAAUGGAUUGAAGUGAUGACUCCAACGCCAGCUGAUUCUAAAAAAAAGCCAAGAGUUAAGAGGAAGUAUGUGAGAAAGCAGGGACUCAGCAAAGACUCAACUGUUUCCCCAACAGAAGUACCACUAGAAAACAAGGAUCUAAGAGUACUUGAGCCUACCAAGAAGUCAUGUAGAAGGACCUUAAAAUUUGACAUAGAAGGGCAACAUAGAGAUGAAAAGUCUACAUGCAGGUCCGGUUUUGAUUUAGAUGGAGCAUCACAGGCAAGUGACUUCUAUAGAAGAGGAAUUCAGUCAGAAUCAACUGUACAACUCAAUGAAGGAAUUGAAUUGGCCAUAGAAAAUACACAAGUCGGCAUUGCCUAUGAUCUCAGCCGUUCAGUGAAUCAAAAUCUAAAAGAUUACACGUCAUUGCCUGAAGGACAGUUUCAGAAAGGAUGA
Molecule: messenger RNA, 2169 nt
Organism: Pistacia vera
Lineage: Eukaryota; Viridiplantae; Streptophyta; Magnoliopsida; Sapindales; Anacardiaceae
Exons: 4
Coding region: 292-2169 (625 amino acids)
Molecular function (GO): DNA N-glycosylase activity; DNA demethylase activity
Source: RefSeq, a predicted model, not a curated record